CCCACUCCGUGCCUGUCUGUUGCAGUGAUCCGGGCCAAGGUCGUCUCGGGGAAGGAGGUGGAUUCUGGGAAUGACAUUUAUGGGAAUCCGAUCAAACGGAUCCAGUACGAGAUCAAGCAGAUCAAGAUGUUUAAAGGCCCCGACCAGGACAUCGAAUACAUUUACACGGCCCCAUCCUCCGCUGUGUGCGGUGUCUCGCUGGACACCGGCGAGGGGGGGGGUGGGAAGAAGGAGUAUCUCAUUGCAGGCAAGUCGGAGGGCAACGGCAAGAUGCACAUCACGCUGUGCGACUUCAUCUUCCCUUGGGACUCUCUGAGCGCCACCCAGAAGAAGAGCCUCAACCAGAGGUACCAGAUGGGCUGCGAGUGCAAGAUCUCGCGCUGCCCCUCCAUCCCCUGCUUCGUGUCCUCCUCGGACGAGUGCCUCUGGACGGACUGGGUGACAGAGAAGAGCAUCAACGGGCGGCAGGCCAAGCACUAUGCCUGCAUCAAGCGCAGCGACGGCUCGUGCGCGUGGUACCGGGGUGUGGCCCCGCCCAAGCAGGAGUUUCUUGACAUCGAGGACCCCUAGCCCCCGCCAGCAGCUGCAUCCCCGCGUCCAGUAGCAAAACCUGCGAGACAUUAGACUGGUCCACCCCUGACAUCACCUCCCGGAAACAGCAUGAAAACCCAGUGCCCUGCGCGGGCGACUGACCCCUCGGGGGGAGGGACCCGCACCCCAGCCCACCCCCAUGCUGCACCCCCCUCGCGGAGGGCCCAUGCCGCGCCGUCCCGGGGAACCUGCCGUGCCAGGCCCCAGAGCCGCGGUGGAGGGCGGGGGGUGACCCUGUAGCUGGUCUACUGGGCCCCCCGCCCAGCGGAGCACCCUCCCCAUGUUGCUCUAGCCCCACGUGCCUCUUGAUCCCAUCUCCACCAUUGAGCCAGCGUCCCCCACCAGUCCCGUCCCCACUCAACACAGACACCCCCUUGGGCAAGAAGGGAGCAUCCCUGCUCAGGUCCUGCCCCCCAGAAAUGCAUCCCCAGCAGCCAAGUCUGCAGCCCUCUGCCAAAGGGGAUAAAGGCCCUUGUGAUGGAUGGGACAUCCCAGGAGAGGCCCUGUAGCAUCGGAGGGGGCAGGACUGUCCCCUGCCCGCUUGCUCCCAGGAGCUUUUGGGUCUCGGUUCCCCCAGUUAGCGGAUGCUGCAUCGGGGUGAGGGGGGACAGGCGGGCACGGGCCCUGUGGUCGCACCCCCAAGUGUUAGGA
This is a messenger RNA of Gavialis gangeticus (Gharial), 1242 nucleotides long. It is a transcript of the gene TIMP2, whose product is annotated as TIMP metallopeptidase inhibitor 2. Gene Ontology annotation, biological process: negative regulation of endopeptidase activity; negative regulation of membrane protein ectodomain proteolysis. Gene Ontology annotation, cellular component: extracellular matrix. The record is from RefSeq and is a predicted model, not a curated record. NCBI's taxonomy places the organism in Eukaryota, Metazoa, Chordata, Crocodylia, Gavialidae. The annotation marks the transcript as partial. The transcript has 5 exons. Gene Ontology annotation, molecular function: protease binding; metalloendopeptidase inhibitor activity.